GUGUGGAGUUUCAUAUUAUCUACACCAUAAGUAGCAUUUGAUUGUUUCUUUCAAGCUUUGAUACCAACAUCAAGAAAAUGUCUCUCACCUUUCAGUUUUUGCUUCUCUCUUCUAUUUCCUUUUCCAUUUUGCUCAUACUUCUCUACAAAUCACUUUUAUCUUGUUCAAACCCUCACAAAAAUCUACCACCAUCUCCACCAAGUUUACCACUAAUAGGAAACCUGCAUCAACUUGGCUCGAGCCCACACCGUGCACUCCACGCCAUGGCACAAACCUACGGUCAACUUAUGUUGAUUCGCCUCGGCACUAUGCCGGUACUUAUAGCCUCCUCUGCUGUUGCAGCUCGAGAGAUUAUGAAAACCCAUGAUUUAAUCUUUUCAAACAGGCCAAAAUURAACAUCCCUAGUAGAGUAACUUAUGGUUCUAAGGACAUAGCWUUUGCCCCAUAUGGAGAGUAUUGGAGGCAAGCGAAGAGUAUCGCAGUGCUACAUCUUUUAAGCAACAAAAGGGUUCAAUCAUACAGGCAUGUACGGAAGGAAGAGACGUCUCUUUUGAUUAAAACGAUUCAAGAAACCCAUGGAUCAGUGGUUAAUUUGAGUGAGCUGCUUAUUUCUCUUACAAAUAAUGUCCUCUGUAGGGUGGCUUUUGGGAGGACAUAUGAUGGGACAAAGUUUAARGACUUGUUAGCAAGGUUUUUGGAGUUACUAGGAAGUUUUAGUGUCGGAAGUUAUAUUCCAUCGUUAAUGUGGGUGGAUCGUUUGAGUGGAUUAGAGCGAAGAGCUGAUGAUGUURUUAAAGAAUUCGAUGAAUUUCUUGAGGAUGUCUUCGAAGAACAUGUAAACAAGAAAGUGGUUGAUGUUGAAGGCCAAGAUAUUGUUGAUAUCUUGUUAGAAUUUGAAAAAAAGGACACAAUAGGUUUUCAUCUUGAAAGAGAUGAAAUCAAAGCUAUUAUCAUGGAUGUAUUUUCUGGUGGAACUGAUACUACAUCCACAAACCUAGAGUGGGCAAUCAGUGAGCUAUUAAGACACCYACAAGCAAUGAAAAAACUGCAACAAGAGGCAAGGGAAAUAGGCCAAGGAAGAACAAUGAUAACCGAAGACGACUUAGACAAAAUGGCCUACCUAAGAGCCAUUCUCAAAGAAACCCUACGGCUACAUACUCCUAUCCCGUUGCUUGUUCCUCAUGAAUCAACACGAGACGUCAAACUACUCGGCUACGACAUAGCAGCAGGCACACAAGUGUUGAUCAACGCUUGGUCAAUAGCAAGAGAUAGUUCAACAUGGAUGGAACCRAAUGUGUUUAAKCCAGAGAGGUUCUUGAAUAGUCCUAUCGAUUACCAAGGGUUUCAUUUCAACUUCAUACCAUUUGGUGCCGGACGAAGAGGGUGUCCCGCCAUUCAGUUUGCCAUGGUUAUUAACGAGCUUGUUUUGGCUAAUUUGGUGUAUAAGUUUGAUUUGGCCUUGGUUGAAGGAGAGUGUGUGGAYAUGARUGAGACGAGUGGUMUUACUGCUCGUAAGAAAUGUCCUACCCUUGUUGUAGCAACUCCUUGUAACCAGUGAUGUUAAGUUGAAGUUUUGUCUCUUAUAUAUUAUCGAAUAAACU
Molecule: messenger RNA, 1602 nt
Organism: Cynara cardunculus var. scolymus (artichoke)
Lineage: Eukaryota; Viridiplantae; Streptophyta; Magnoliopsida; Asterales; Asteraceae
Product: cytochrome P450 71A2-like
Exons: 2
Coding region: 78-1559 (493 amino acids)
Molecular function (GO): oxidoreductase activity, acting on paired donors, with incorporation or reduction of molecular oxygen; heme binding; iron ion binding
Source: RefSeq, a predicted model, not a curated record